GCUCCACAGAAUUCCUCACCAUAAUGAGUCUCUAUUGGCCCUAAUUUUGCUUAACUCUAAGCCCUGGGUUUAUAGGAAAAUGUAUUUUCAAGCACACUAUUUCGGGAUGGCUUCCCCAGCCCCCAGAAUCUCUAUUUAACCUGGCUCCAGAGUCACUUGGCCAUGUGGCAGGGGGCUGGGGAUGGUGGGAGGCUCACAGCUAGGUGCGGUCAGGCUGUGAGUGGGGACGGGGCGGCCCUAUUCAGCUCACCUUGCACACUGGGUCCAGAUUCCACGUUCCUGCUGGUGCUCAGUCUUCGGAAUGCUUGGUGCCAUCUACUGCCUGUCUGUGUCAGGAGUCGGCCUCAGAAUUGGACCCAAAUGCUCCAUAAAUGGCGAGUGGGACUAUCACUUCCAAGAAACCGCAGGCGCUUACUUGAAGAAUGAUGCUUCCUGGAAUUUGUGUGAGGAGCCACUCAAAGUGGUUCCCUGGAAUGUGACGCUCUUCUUCUUGCUGGUUGUUGCCUCCUGCCUGGAGAUAGUGCUGUGUGGCUUACACCUGGUGGUAGAACCCAUUCAUGCUCCAGGAGAGAUCCAAAAGACUGAGGACAUCUUAGGCAACUUCCAGAGGAGGGCUCAGCUCACUGAGACUUCACUGACUGCCAGGUCAUUCUUGCUUGCUCCUGGACCCCAGCCUGGCCUGCCCAAUCCCUGCCUCCCUGGAAUAAACAGCUUGGAGUCCACCCUACCCCUCUCUGAGCGGAGAAUACCCUAAACAGCACAGUGUGUGAGGGCCCCCUGAGCUUGGUGUUCUGUGACCCUGUUUGGAGCCCUCAUACCCUACUUGUUAUUUUUGUCACAGUACUGAGCUACUAACUUGCCCAGGAAAUACAGUGGUUAACAAGGUAGAUGUGCUCUCAAAAACUGAACAUUCCAUGGGUGGAAAAGGCAAUUUUAAAGAAGCAAGGGCUUAUUACAAUUGGUGAUUAACACAUUUUAAUGUAUUCAUUUAUUAUUGAUUUAUACUCAAUAUUUGAAAUUAUUGGGCUGGGGAUGUGUCGCAAGCG
Ictidomys tridecemlineatus (thirteen-lined ground squirrel) is the source of this 1046-nucleotide messenger RNA. Lineage: Eukaryota; Metazoa; Chordata; Mammalia; Rodentia; Sciuridae. The record is from RefSeq and is a predicted model, not a curated record.